Messenger RNA from Rubroshorea leprosula, 1105 nucleotides. NCBI's taxonomy places the organism in Eukaryota, Viridiplantae, Streptophyta, Magnoliopsida, Malvales, Dipterocarpaceae. The record is from the annotation of a GenBank genome assembly.
GUGCAUGAGAAUCUCAAUUUUAAAACCAUAUGCUAUUAUGGGCGGAAGUGGUUUGCACUGUGCAGAGAAAAACUAGCUAUAGCAUUGACAAUGGCGUCGUCGAUGAGCGGUUCCACCGCAGCUAGGACUGUCUUGAUAACCGGAGUGAGCAGAGGUCUCGGCAGAGCCCUAGCCGUGGAGCUUUCUAAAAGAGGCCACACUGUGAUUGGUUGCUCCCGCACCCAGACUAAGCUCGAUUCCCUCCAGUCCGAGCUCACCUCCCCCGACCGCCACCUCCUCCUCGCCGUCGACGUGAGGUCGAAUAGCAGUGUUGAGGAGCUUGCCCGUGUUGUAAUGGAGAAGAAGGGUGUUCCAGAUAUUAUAGUAAAUAAUGCAGGUACUAUCAAUAAAAACAACAAGAUUUGGGACGUUCCUUUAGAAGAAUUUGAUACAGUGAUUGAUACAAAUGUAAAAGGGAUAGCUAAUGUGCUGCGUCACUUCAUCCCUCUGAUGCUUCCAAAUAAGCAAGGAAUUAUUGUUAACAUGUCUUCUGGAUGGGGCAGAUCUGGAGCUGCCCUGGUUGCACCUUACUGUGCAUCAAAGUGGGCUAUUGAGGGAUUAAGCAGAUCAGUGGCAGAGGAAUUGCCUGAUGGCAUGGCAGUUAUUGCACUUAGUCCAGGAGUGAUAAAUACUGAGAUGCUUGAAUCAUGCUUUGGAGCUUCAGCUUCCCCAUACCAGACACCUGAGGCAUGGGCUUUGAAGGCAGCAACAAUGAUACUCAAUCUUACGGCAGCUGACAAUGGAGCCUCUCUCACUGUCUAACAAAAGCUGGAAUUGACAUCAUAGAUAUCCCGUUGUGGUUAGAAGCUGUUGACGAAUUCAAUCGGAAUUUCCCCUUAAUAUAAUCACCAUAACCACACAUUUCUGCUUUAUGUUUUAAGUUACUAACAACAUGGAACAGCUUAUUUUUGUCAAUAGAGGCACAGAACUUCUCUAGAGUUUGCAAUUAAGGAAUUCAUAUUAACAUACACACACAAAACUUUGUAGUCGUUUCAACUUGGAUAUUAUUGUUGGCCUCUCAGUGCCUUAUUGUAAAAUAUUCCGUAAAUAAAUAUUUCAGAUAUCU